Aspergillus fumigatus Af293 is the source of this 414-nucleotide messenger RNA. Its product is annotated as putative cytochrome b5. The record is from RefSeq and is a predicted model, not a curated record. Gene Ontology annotation, cellular component: endoplasmic reticulum membrane; intracellular membrane-bounded organelle. The transcript has 2 exons. Bases 1 to 414 code for a protein of 137 amino acids. NCBI's taxonomy places the organism in Eukaryota, Fungi, Ascomycota, Eurotiomycetes, Eurotiales, Aspergillaceae. Gene Ontology annotation, molecular function: heme binding. Gene Ontology annotation, biological process: sterol biosynthetic process.
AUGGUCAGCUGUGUCUGGGCAGUUCCACGAGGCAAGGAUACGAGGGUCAGCAUGAAUGCCCCGCUCAGGCUGACGGAGGAUUUAUGUCGGGACCUUCCUGGCGAUGACAGAGCAGUCAGCAUGGCUUCUUCGCGUCCUGUCUAUUCGCUGCAGGAGGUCUCGCGGCAUAACAUCGCAAAGGACCUCUGGAUCGUAAUCGAGAAGGAAGUCUACGAUGUCACCCAAUUUCAGGCAGAGCACCCCGGUGGCGCGAGGAUCCUGCGGAAGCUCGCUGGCAAAGACGCAACGGAGAAAUUCCUCGAGUAUCAUGAUACAUCCAUCCUCACCCGAUACCGAGAGCGCUUGCAGGUCGGAGUGUUGUUCGAGGGACCGGAGCCGCAGAAGGGAUUCCUUAGUAGAUUCUUCCGCUCAUGA